AUGGCUACGUAUGGCGGUAAAAGCUAUCGCGUUACAAAGAUAACGACCAAACAUUUAUCGCGCGGUAAAACAAGAGCCAAGAGGUUGGUUCUAUCGAUUUCCCUCGAAAUCGUCUUGGUAGCGAUAAAUCUCCAACUGUUUUUCGUCCUCCGCUUCUCUUCGACGUCACGGAAUUUCUCGCGGCGGAGCUACUCCUCACCGUCUGAGAUAAUGUUUAGUUCGGGGCCGAUACUGCCACUAGAGGCACCUCCUACCGAUGGGAAUCUGGGUCCUCUUCCUCCAUCGCAAUUGACGGAUCAGGAAAUCGAAGAGAGGGAGUUGCAAGCUCAGCAAAACAGCUCAAACCAAGCUCGGGUGGCUGUAGCGACUCACACGAAGACUAUCGGAAUCAUUCACCCACCUCCGGAUAUCAGAAGCAUCGUCGAGAAAACAGCUCACUUCGUUGGCAAAAACGGGUUGGAGUUUGAAAAGAGGAUCAUGGCUGAAAACGCCAAGAAUGCCAAGUUCAACUUUUUGACCAGCUCAGAUCCUUACCAUGCCUACUACCAGCACAAGCUCACAGAAUAUCGUACUCAGAAUCAAGACGGAGCUCCGGUUACUGAUUCCGAUGGCACAGAUCUCCAGCCUGAUGCUGCGGCUGUUGCUGAUGAGGGUGAAGGAGGUGAGGCACAAGCCGACAUUCAGGCUCAAUUUAGGAUUCCUGCGAAGCCUCUAGAAGAACCGGAACCUGAGAAGUAUACUAUUAGAGUUCCUGAAGGGACCAAUGGCGAGGAUCUUGAUAUUAUUAAGCUCACGGCGCAGUUUGUGGCACGUAAUGGGAAAGCGUUCUUGACUGAUCUGCAGAAUAGGGAGAGUAACAAUCAUCACUUUCAGUUUAUGAAGCCAAAUCAUAGCAUGUUCGAGUUUUUCAAGAAACUGGUUGAUGUGUAUUUUGAUGUGUUGAAGCCUCCACCAGAGUUGAAAGAGAAGCUGAGGACGAGCGCUGCUGAUUUGACGACUGUUCUUGAGCGUUGUUUGCACCGUCUCGAAUGGGAUCGUUUCGAGGAGCAGAAGAGGAAGAAAGAAGAGGACGAGCAAGAGCUGGAGAGAGUGCAGAUGGCUUUGAUUGAUUGGCAUGAUUUUGCGGUUGUUGAGUCGAUAGAUUUCGCUGAUGAUGAGGAUGAGGCUUUGCAUCUGCCAAUGACAAAAGAAGAAUAUAUAAAGAGGAGCAAAACAUCAGCGAUGGAAGUGGAUGAGAUUGUCGAGCCUGGAAAGGAAGUCGAGAUGGAAAUGGAUGAGGAAGAAGUUAAGCUUGUUGCUGAAGGAAUGAGAGCAGCGAACCUGGAAGAGAAUGGUGGCUCUGUGACGAUAGAGCAUGUAAUGGACGAAGAAGCACCUAUGAGAAUUGUUAGGAACUGGAGGAGGCCAGAAGAUAGGAUCCCGGCAGAGAGAGAUCCGACUAGAGUUGUUGUAUCACCAAUCACCGGCGAGCUGAUUCCCAUCAACGAGAUGUCUGAGCACAUGCGGAUUUCGCUUAUCGAUCCUAAGUUCAAAGAGCAGAAGGAUCGGAUGUUUGCAAAGAUUCGUGAGACCACUCUCGCACAAGACGAUGAGAUUGCUAAAAACAUUGUGGGACUCGCUCGUCUGCGUCCUGAUAUCUUUGGAACAACCGAAGAAGAAGUGUCAAAUGCUGUUAAAGCAGAGAUUGAGAAGGAGCAGCCAAAGCAAGUAAUAUGGGACGGUCACACAGGGAGUAUUGGUCGCACAGCAAACCAAGCAUUGACUCAGAACGCUAACGGAGAGGAGCAAGGCGAUGGCGUUUAUGGAGAUCCCAAUAGCUUCCCUGGCCCUGCUGCUCUUCCUCCUCCACGUCCAGGUGUCCCAAUAGUCCGGCCAUUGCCUCCACCUGCUAAUCUCGCUUUGAACCUCCCUCGUCCUCCUCCUUCUCUUCAGUACCCUGGUGCACCAAGGCCAUUAGGUGUUCCUAUGAUGCAACCACCCAUGCAUCAACAACACCAGCUCCAAAUGCCCGGGCCACCUGGACACCCGUCGAUGAUGAUGAACAGGCCACCACAAAUGCAGCCUGGUAUGCUGGUUCCUCCUCCACCGGGGUCUCAGUUUGCGCAUCUUCAAGUCCCCAGACCUUAUGGUCAGCUUCCAAUGGGGAUGAUGCAACCACCACCUAUGCCUGGGAUGCCUCCUCCACCACCGGAGGAGGUACCACCGCCUCUUCCUGAGGAGCCAGAGCCAAAGAGACAAAGGUUCGACGAGUCAGUCCUUGUUCCAGAAGACCAGUUUCUUGCUCAGCAUCCGGGUCCGGCUACGAUCAGGGUCUCUCUUCCAAACUCUGACGACGGGCAAGUCAUUGAGAUCUCAGUGCAGACAUUAUCCGAGAACGUGGGAAGUUUGAAGGAGAAAAUAGCUGGGGAGAUACAGAUUGCAGCAAACAAGCAGAAGUUAAGUGGCAAAGCAGGGUUCUUGAAGGACAACAUGUCGCUUGCUCAUUACAAUGUGGGCGCAGGAGACAUCUUGACACUGUCUGUGAGAGAACGUGGUGGGAGAAAGAAAUAG
This is a messenger RNA of Microthlaspi erraticum, 2550 nucleotides long. The record is from the annotation of a GenBank genome assembly. NCBI's taxonomy places the organism in Eukaryota, Viridiplantae, Streptophyta, Magnoliopsida, Brassicales, Brassicaceae.